CGCUCGGCGCGCCGUGCGCAUGCGCCGCCCAUUAGCCUCGCUGCACCGGGCGCACUAAGUUGGGUCUCCUCUCUCCGGCGAACCCCUCAGCCCAUCGAAACCUGAAGGGAUGUGGAGAGAGCGGAAAAAAGGCUACCUUGGGAUCUGGCCGUUCCCCCUGCUGAUCGCCGCGGUCUGCGCGCAGAGUGUCAAUGAUCCUAGUAAUAUGUCCCUGGUUAAAGAGACGGUGGAUAGACUCCUGAAAGGCUAUGACAUUCGCCUGAGACCAGAUUUUGGAGGUCCCCCCGUGGCCGUGGGAAUGAAUAUUGACAUUGCCAGCAUCGAUAUGGUUUCUGAAGUCAAUAUGGAUUAUACCUUGACAAUGUAUUUUCAACAAGCCUGGAGAGACAAGAGGCUGUCCUAUAAUGUCAUACCUUUAAACUUAACUCUGGACAAUCGAGUAGCAGACCAGCUGUGGGUGCCCGACACCUACUUCCUGAACGACAAGAAGUCGUUUGUGCACGGGGUGACCGUCAAAAACCGCAUGAUCCGCCUGCACCCCGACGGCACCGUCCUCUACGGCCUCAGAAUCACAACCACAGCCGCCUGCAUGAUGGACCUGCGGCGGUACCCGCUGGACGAGCAGAACUGCACCUUGGAAAUCGAAAGCUACGGAUAUACAACCGAUGACAUUGAGUUUUACUGGCGUGGGGACGAUAACGCAGUAACAGGAGUAAAAAAGAUUGAACUUCCACAGUUCUCCAUCGUAGAUUACAAACUCAUCACCAAGAAGGUGGUCUUCUCCACAGGUUCCUAUCCCAGGUUGUCCCUCAGUUUCAAGCUGAAGAGAAACAUUGGUUACUUCAUCCUGCAGACCUACAUGCCUUCCAUCCUGAUCACUAUCCUCUCCUGGGUCUCCUUCUGGAUUAAUUACGACGCCUCGGCUGCCCGAGUGGCAUUGGGAAUUACAACUGUCCUUACAAUGACCACCAUCAACACCCACCUCCGGGAGACUCUCCCUAAAAUCCCCUACGUGAAGGCCAUUGACAUGUACCUGAUGGGGUGCUUUGUCUUUGUUUUCAUGGCCCUUCUGGAAUAUGCUUUGGUCAACUACAUCUUCUUUGGGAGGGGACCCCAACGCCAAAAGAAAGCAGCCGAGAAGGCUGCGAGCGCCAACAGCGAUAAGAUGCGCCUGGAUGUGAACAAGCCUGGGAAGACCUCCAGUGGUGUUUACCUACAGGAAGCUCAUCACCCAUAUCUAUUCCAGACUUACGGCAAGAUGGACCCCCAUGAGAACAUCUUACUCAGCACUCUUGAGAUAAAAAAUGAAAUGGCCACAUCUGAGGCUGUGAUGGGACUUGGAGACCCCAGGAGCACAAUGCUGGCUUAUGAUGCCUCCAACAUCCAGUAUCGGAAAGCCGGGCUGCCCAGGCAUACUUUUGGCCGAAAUGCCCUGGAGCGACACGUGGCCCAGAAGAAAAGCCGCCUGCGGAGACGCGCGUCCCAACUGAAAAUCACCAUCCCCGACUUGACUGAUGUGAAUGCCAUAGAUCGGUGGUCACGCAUAUUCUUCCCCGUGGUUUUUUCCUUCUUCAACAUCGUCUACUGGCUCUACUAUGUGAACUAAAACAUAGCCUCCCUCGGGAAGCAAGGACUAGACCCCUCCUCAAUCCAGUUGUACAGCCUGACGUAGGACUUGGAAAACACAUCCAUCCGGAUCAAAGUGAUGCUAAAAUACCUUAGUUGCUGGCCUAUCCUGUGGUCCAUUUCAUACCAUUUGGGUUGCUUCCGCUAAGUAAUGAAUAACUAAGGUCCUUGUGGUUUUCCAGUUGAAAUGCAAGUGACUUGCACGCAUGCUGGCAAGACUGAGUCCGAGUGCUCCACUUUAUCUGCUAGGUGUGCAGCCAACACAGGGGAACUAUUUAGAAGGUGUUCUUAGAAGGCGCGAUAGCAUUGUCAGUCAUUUCGCUGAGAAACGGUCAUGUCCAGAUACUCCCAUCUCAACCCUAAGGUUGGCAUGCUGCUGAGAUGGCACCGUGCUUACGAAACAUUAUCCUCAAUGCCAUGUGAACAUGCUUACGGAAGGUGGCCUGUGCCUAUCUUAUUAAGGCGAUAAUGGUGCCAUGGGCAGAUAAUUCCCACAAUGAAUUCUAGAAGGUUCUCAUUGUAGUUCAAACAAGAUAAGGGGAGUCAAGACAGAGAUUCAGGAAACCAGCUUGGCCAGUUUCAGAUUGCUCGAGCACUGGGAAUCAACUAUGAGGUCUUCCAUGUUGGCAUGUAGAGUCCAGGAGAAUUCUGAACAUUACCAUGCACAGUGGCCAAAGAAAUUUUUCUAAAACUCUAUUUCCUAGGUGGUUAAAAGAAGAGUUAAAAACCCAGAGCAGAGUGGAAAAUCCAGAAAUGACUGUUGGAACAAAAUGAAAUAAGUAAGCAGCAUGACCCUUUUCAGCCCACACAGCAUCUGGUCUAUACAUACUGUGGUCAGUGGCAAAAGGCAGAACAAGAGAUUUUUUUCCAACCUCACAAGCUUUUGACAGCAUACCUACAGAGGCCUGUAUAGUUUAUUUAAUUAAAAGACACCCACAAAAGAGAAAAGUUAGCCCAAUUAGCAUCAUCUUAGAUGCAGGUUAGGUUGAGUUAUUGGAACGUACUAAUGCAAAAUGCAAACAGGUUGCUUUACACACACCGAUGUCUGCUGUCUCUGCAACAUUUUGCCCUAUAAGUUUAUUUCUGACUUUAAUAGGGUAUUUCCAAAGAGGGAUUUGUUCAUUUCGUUAAAAGAUUAAUGUUCCUUUCCAGUUUUUCUUGCUUCUGAAAGUCUGAUUGUAUUUUUAGGAGACAGAAAACAGAAGGCUUUGGAGAGAUUGAGUGAACUCUGCAUCCUUAUGUGCAAUGAAGUUCAUCUUACUAUUUUUCAGAGCAAAUAAUACUUCCAAGGUUACGCGCACAAGUGGAGUUACUGUUGUGGGUUUGUUAGGUUUGCUUUUUUAAGGUUGCCUUCACUGUGUAUGUUGCAGUCUCCCUAGUCAAGGAAAAUAUGGCAACCGUGGGAAAUAGGAUAACAGGGCAUGUUAACCUGAAGGCUGUGAGCCUCAGUUGAUAUUGCAGGAAACUAACUGAUAAUCUGGUAGGCACGGUGUUUCGUUUUUAUUCCAUUUUCAAAUCAUGUCAUUGUGCUGCUUUCUACCAGUUGGACAUAUGCAUUCAUAUGUUGGACAGCAAGGAAAGUAAGCUAAUAUAUUUUAUUUUUAUCAACGUGAGGUUCGUAUUUUGCUUUUUCAUGGAGAAAAUAGUGAACUGCUAAAUUUUCCUUAAAGGUGGAUUUCGUUGAACUUUUUCUUGGAAGGUGACUUUGCUGUGUCUAUUGAGAAAGCAAGGCGCACUUCUUUUCAGAGUAACAUUUCUAAUUGUGCGUAGUAGCCAAGCCAGUCUCUGCCUGUGGAUAAAAUGUUAUGUUCUGUUCCCUCUGAUGACUUAGCCACUUGGAAAGUGAUGGAUCCUACUCUCUUUCUCUUCCAAGUAUCUGAGAAGAAGGAAAAGGUUUAGUACUUAGAUUUUUGAAUUUGCCUCAAGAUUGGAUGUUGUUUUUCUCUCCCCACUGGCAUCAGGGACCGUGGCUCUCAUUUCUUGAUUAUACACUUAAACACCUCUGAGUAUGAUCUUUGGGCAGAAUCCAAGCAAGGUUCCGCCCAUAGGCUCAGAGUAGAAAGUCUUCAAGUUUCUCCAGGGACACGCUUUCAGCUUUCACCUAGGCAAUGAUUUGGGGGCAUCACACUAAUAAAAGUGCCUGCCCCUCUUCUCCAGGGGUUCAAGUUUGAGUAGCAUAUAUCAGGAAGGAGCAUAUUAAUAACUCAGGUGCACAACUCCAAAAUGCCAUUCUAGGAUGGUUUUUCUAGAGACAACUCAGAGCCCACAUCUGGAAGUGGGCUUUUAUUUGCAAUUAUUGUAAAAGCCAUAAAAACCCUUGAUAUUGUCACUUAACACAAAUUUGAUAUCAGAGGAAGUCAACCGAGUAAUCUAGAUCAGAGGGGAAAAAGGCAGCCUCGCAGCAAGACUGUCAAAAGCAUGCAACCAGGGAUUCAUUUCUGCCCCCGGUGAUAGGAAGAAGCUAGGAAAAGAGAGACUUGAUGGGACCUGGGACAGAUGCCUUAGAGCAAAAUCCAUAUAUCAGCAUUCAGUAGCCACGUAGUUAGAAACAACUGGCUCAUCCUGCCCAGAGGUAACAAACAGUAGAUACAGAAUUUAUUCUUAAACUCCAUUUUUACUGUGGUUCAAUUGGAUUUGGGGAGGGGGCAUCGGGAGGGGUGUUAGAUCUCAUAAGUCCACAAAGACCAGUCAGCUUGAUGUCCAGUGGUUAAAUUUAAGGACCACAAAAGUGUGUUUUGGCAAUUCUGAUAGGCUAUUACCAUCAGUUUAUACAUGUAUGUAUAGUUUGGGUUUUUUUUAUUAUAAAACAGCCAGAUAGCCAGCAAUUAAGGUGUUUUUUCAUCUUUGUGAAAUUCAUAGGCAAAUUCUGACUCUAAGAUGCACAGUCUAAAUGAAACCUUCAAUCUCAAUCUGUAUAUAUAUAUUGUACAUGACUGCUAGUAGGUAUGAAAUGCAUUCUCAGAACUGAAAACUCAUGCGACGUGAUCAUGUGUUUGCAUAGGGAAUGUUACAAUUCUGUCCACUGCAAUUUGCUAACGGAAAAGAUAUAAGAUACGCAGUGCCAUCUAGACCUUUUCUCAUUUCUUCAAAAGCAGUGCUCGGUUAAAAAUAAUAAUAAUAAUAAUAAUAAUGGUCUAUGAACCAAAAGACUUUACAUUCUAGCAUUAGGAACAAAAAAAUCUGUCAGCUUAAAAAAGCACAACACAUAGAGAAAGUUCAGUGGAAAGCAUACUGGGGAAAUGGAUCACGUUCAUUUUAAGCAAGACCUGCAUUAAAUUGGCAACUAAGACAAUUUUCAUUUUCUGUAGAUACCUGUGUUCCAGUUUUAUGAUUAACUUCACACUCAACAACAAAAACAGCAAAGCAAUCAAUAAACAACAGGUCAUACAACAAUCUACAUGUAUAUAUGUGUAUAUAUAGACCCAUGUAAACA
This is a messenger RNA of Miniopterus natalensis, 5059 nucleotides long. It is a transcript of the gene GABRB2, whose product is annotated as gamma-aminobutyric acid type A receptor subunit beta2. Gene Ontology annotation, molecular function: GABA-A receptor activity; extracellular ligand-gated monoatomic ion channel activity. Gene Ontology annotation, biological process: monoatomic ion transmembrane transport. The record is from RefSeq and is a predicted model, not a curated record. Lineage: Eukaryota; Metazoa; Chordata; Mammalia; Chiroptera; Miniopteridae. Gene Ontology annotation, cellular component: membrane.